This is a messenger RNA of Lacerta agilis (Sand lizard), 1495 nucleotides long. RefSeq names its product metallophosphoesterase domain containing 1 (gene MPPED1). Bases 118 to 1113 code for a protein of 331 amino acids. The transcript is spliced from 7 exons. Gene Ontology annotation, molecular function: hydrolase activity. The record is from RefSeq and is a predicted model, not a curated record. Lineage: Eukaryota; Metazoa; Chordata; Lepidosauria; Squamata; Lacertidae.
GUUUUCAGAAGUUGUGCAUGAUGAGGUAUGGAACGAACAUGGAUAUUUUUAGCCAGUAUAGGAAGAUAGUGGAGAUGACCCCCUGAAAAAGCGCCACCAUCAUCACACAGAGCAAGCAUGGCUUUUGCCCAGUCGCACAUUAUGACAGCUAGAAGGCAUCAGCACAGUAGACUAAUAAUUGAAGUUGACGAGUACAGCUCAAACCCGACACAGGCAUUCACGUUCUACAACAUUAACCAGGGACGUUUCCAGCCCCCACAUGUGCAAAUGGUGGAUCCUGUUCCACAUGAUGCUCCUAAGCCUCCAGGAUACACACGUUUUGUCUGUGUAUCCGAUACUCACUCCAGAACAGAUCCUAUCCAAAUGCCAUAUGGUGAUGUUUUAAUACAUGCUGGUGAUUUUACUGAACUGGGACUGCCUAGUGAAGUUAAAAAAUUCAAUGAGUGGUUAGGCAGCCUACCAUACGAAUACAAGAUCGUGAUAGCAGGCAAUCAUGAAUUGACGUUUGACCAAGAGUUCAUGGCGGACUUAAUCAAGCAGGACUUUUACUACUUUCCCUCUGUAUCCAAGCUGAAGCCAGAAAGCUACGAAAAUGUGCAGUCUCUCUUAACAAAUUGCAUAUACCUCCAGGAUUCAGAAGUGACAGUAAGGGGCUUCAGGAUAUAUGGCUCCCCUUGGCAACCUUGGUUUUAUGGCUGGGGCUUUAAUCUUCCGCGAGGCCAAGCACUUUUAGAGAAAUGGAACCUAAUUCCAGAUGGAAUAGAUAUUCUUAUAACACAUGGACCACCUCUUGGUUUCUUAGAUUGGGUUCCUAAGAAAAUGCAAAGAGUGGGAUGUGUUGAGCUGCUGAAUACAGUCCAGAGACGAAUACAACCACGUCUUCAUGUUUUUGGACACAUCCAUGAAGGUGACAGGAACUUAAAGAAAACAAGUAGGAAACGGCAAGCUAGAUGUUAUCCUGGGACGUUCAGGUUCCUCAGGGAAGAACUCCCAAGUUACGGAGUUAUGGCUGAUGGAACGACCACCUACGUGAAUGCUUCUGCGUGUACAGUGAAUUACCAGCCACUCAAUCCACCUAUAGUUAUCGAUUUGCCUACUCCAAGGAACACAUGAUUAUCACACGCAGAAGUGUGAAGCCUGCAACCUGCGUAAAACAUUGGCUAGCAGCACAGAGCUGCUAAUGUAAAAACUAAGCAUAUGCUAAAUUAUGAACGUGUUUUUCUUUUCUCUUUAUGAAAUAACUGGAGAGGCAAGAAUGGACAGACACCAGAGUUAUCUGGUAUCACAGCCUUCUAGAAAUACUUCAACAGAUCUAACAUUUCAUCAUUUUAAAAAGACUUUUUAAUACAGAAAAGGGGCGUGCAUUCCAUGUUAUAUCAAGAGGCAUCAAUGCCUAAUGUAUAUUCCAUGUGCUAUAUUGGACUUACUCAAAUGACAUGACUCUUCAGCCAAGUGGUUCUUUAUGAAGGUUUACGGUUUUCAUGUGUGUUAAAUG